CUGUACUCAUGCCUGAGCCCAGCCCACUUGUAGCCCUAUAUUUAAGAUAGCAAUCCAGUGGACCAACCUCAACAUCGGCGCUUACAAACCCUAAUCAGAGGGUUUUCUCUUACAGGUGAAGUUUGAAGAAGAGAUCUUUGAGCCAUGAGUAAGCUCCAAAGUGAGGCCGUCAGAGAAGCUAUCUCUGUGAUUAAGAAUGAUUCAGCAGAGAAGAAAAGGAAGUUCAGCGAGACCAUUGAACUCCAGAUCGGUCUGAAGAACUAUGACCCGCAAAAGGACAAGCGUUUCAGUGGAUCUGUGAAGUUACCACACAUUCCUCGCCCUAAGAUGAAGAUCUGUAUGCUUGGAGAUGCUCAGCAUGUAGAGGAGGCAACAAAGAUUGGUUUGGAGUACAUGGAUGUUGAAGGCUUGAAGAAGCUUAACAAAAACAAGAAGCUGGUGAAGAAGCUUGCAAAGAAAUACCAUGCUUUCUUGGCUUCAGAAUCUGUCAUCAAGCAGAUUCCCCGUUUGUUGGGGCCUGGUCUGAACAAGGCAGGUAAGUUUCCCACCCUUGUUACACACCAGGAGUCGCUUGAAUCCAAGGUUAAUGAGACCAAGGCUACAAUCAAGUUUCAAUUGAAGAAGGUGCUUUGCAUGGGAGUUGCUGUUGGAAACAUGGAUAUGGAGGAGAAACAGAUCUUCCAGAAUGUGCAAAUGAGUGUCAAUUUCCUUGUGUCAUUGCUGAAGAAGAAUUGGCAAAAUGUGAGGUGCUUGUACUUGAAGAGCACCAUGGGAAAAACCCAACGUAUCUUUUAAGGAGAUUUUUGUUUCAUCGUUGUAAAAUUUCAGGCGUUCUGGUUGUGUGAGCUGUCGACACUCCUGAAAAUUUUGGGUAGUUGCCGUUUUUGUUCUGUUUGAAUAUUAUAAAACUAUUAGGGAUUGGUUUGCUUUCAACUUUUCUCUUGCUUAACUAUGUUAUUACUGAUUGAAA
This is a messenger RNA of Lycium ferocissimum, 970 nucleotides long. Its product is annotated as large ribosomal subunit protein uL1z-like. Gene Ontology annotation, cellular component: large ribosomal subunit. The record is from RefSeq and is a predicted model, not a curated record. Gene Ontology annotation, biological process: translation. The coding region runs from base 145 to 795 and encodes 216 amino acids. Lineage: Eukaryota; Viridiplantae; Streptophyta; Magnoliopsida; Solanales; Solanaceae. The transcript has 6 exons. Gene Ontology annotation, molecular function: structural constituent of ribosome; RNA binding.